Messenger RNA from Caenorhabditis briggsae, 780 nucleotides. It is a transcript of the gene Cbr-bus-19, whose product is annotated as Protein CBR-BUS-19. NCBI's taxonomy places the organism in Eukaryota, Metazoa, Nematoda, Chromadorea, Rhabditida, Rhabditidae. The record is from RefSeq and is a predicted model, not a curated record. The transcript has 8 exons. Bases 1 to 780 code for a protein of 259 amino acids.
AUGACACGACUCUUCAUACUCCCUGCCAUAUUUGGCAUCUCAUCCUUAUCCCUAUGGUACAUGAUAUGCUCCGCACCAGGCUGGCCAGAGUCAGAAGGAGGAGUGUUCGAAAUUCCGAAGCAAUUCGACAACUUCACAGUGUUAGCUGACAAAUUUCGAGCAUAUAAAGAAGAUCACUUUGGGUAUAUAACCACACUUUUCAUCUGUGCGUAUCUCUACAAACAGACUUUUGCUAUCCCAGGAUCAUUUCUUUUGAAUGUGAUCGCGGGAGUUGUCUACGAUCUGUGGUCGGGAUUCAUCCUUUGCUGUUGUCUCACAACACUUGGGAGUACACUGUGUUAUCUUUUCUCUGAACUGUUCGGAAGGGAAUAUGUCUUCUACUACUUUGGACAGAAACUAACAUAUCUUCAACAAAAAAUCGACGACAAUUCGAACCGAUUACUACCAUUCCUUUUAUUUGCUCGAAUGUUCCCAAUUUCGCCGUCUUGGCUUCUCAACAUCGUCGCACCGUUCCUCAACAUUCCUCUUCCAAUCUUCGUCGUUUCGGCACUUUUUGGUCUGGCGCCGUACAAUUUCAUUUGCGUUCAAGCCGGAUACAUUUUGAGGGAUUUACGAUCUUGGGAUGACGUCUUCAGUACGACGACAAUGCUGAAACUAUUCUCGUUUGCUCUGAUACCCUUGGCAUACGCGAUAUACAUUCGCCCCCGUGCCAAUAAACAUCAGCUAGUAUCAAGCUCCGACGAAAUAGACGAAAAAGUCAAAAAGAUGGAAAUUGUAUAG